AUGAGCAGAUCGCCCCAAGUCCUAUUACUUACACCCCCAGAACAGUUUGGAAUCGUCGAGCCGGGCAUUUACCGGUCUGACAUGCUCCAGCCUAGUCAUUUUCCGUUCAUUAAACAGUUUAAUUUCAAGACGAUGGUGAUGCUCAGUCCAGAAAUGCCUAAUCGAGUGACAUCAAAUUACUUGGAAGAAAACGACACAAGACUGGUACAUUUAGGAAUGGCUACCUGGAAACCAACCCAGCCGUCUACUUGGCGUCCUGUUUCAGAGGAGUUGAUUAAGGAAGGACUCGAGCUCAUUCUGAGUGUCGAGACUCACCCAGUUCUUAUUAUGUGCACAUCAGGCAUUCAUGAGACAGGUACCUUGGUUGGCUGUCUUCGAAAACUAGAAGGAUGGAACUUUAGCUCGAUCGUUACAGAGUAUCGUGCUUAUGCAGGAACUAAAGCAAGAUACGUAAACGAGCAGUUCAUAGAACUAUUUGAUCUUGAUCUUGUUACACUCCCACUUAAUAUUCCCAGUUGGUUGAUUGACCAACAAAACAUGCUGGUUAGUAUUGGCAAUAUGUUGGAUUAG
Molecule: messenger RNA, 570 nt
Organism: Phycomyces blakesleeanus NRRL 1555(-)
Lineage: Eukaryota; Fungi; Mucoromycota; Mucoromycetes; Mucorales; Phycomycetaceae
Exons: 4
Coding region: 1-570 (189 amino acids)
Molecular function (GO): phosphatase activity
Source: RefSeq, a predicted model, not a curated record